AUGGCGGGUCUCUCAGAGGAGUGCCAACGGAAAGGUGGGAAAUGUGGCUCGCCCCCAGUUAUUGAAAAUGGAGACCUCCUUUCCUUCCCCAUGCAAGAAUAUCCUCAAGGUACAACUCUGGAAUACAAAUGCCCAAGUCUCUACGUGCUGGAAGGAUCUCAGUAUAUCACCUGUACUGACGGGCAGUGGUCAAGCCCCCCAGUUUGCCUAG
Fulmarus glacialis (Northern fulmar) is the source of this 211-nucleotide messenger RNA. RefSeq names its product complement factor H-related protein 1-like. NCBI's taxonomy places the organism in Eukaryota, Metazoa, Chordata, Aves, Procellariiformes, Procellariidae. The annotation marks the transcript as partial. The transcript has 3 exons. The record is from RefSeq and is a predicted model, not a curated record.